GAGGGUUGAUGCUUUGCCUGGGUACUAAAUGUACGUAGUUUUCCCUAACAGUAGCUACCAGGUAGUAGGUCCUGUGAAGACUGGUACAUGAAUGUUAAGGAACCACUUUUUGGUUACAAUUUUGACAUGUAUACUACUGGUAGUGGGGAGGGUACCCUGAGCGACUGCAUGGCUUGCUUCUUCACUCAACCAGGUAAGCAAGUGCUGUGGGGUUAGGCUUUGUAAGGUCCUGAUUCCUGAUGUUGACCUGUACCAGGUACCGUACCGGUACAGUACCACCUGGAACAGGGCCUGGAUCCAUAUGCCCGAAUGGUACCGUACCAUACAUUUACGAUAUGGUAGAUACCAGUACCAUACGGUACUGUAGUUAGCGGUACUAUACCGUGUGGUAAGUUUCGGUACCCGCAGCGGUCCGCUAAGUACCGUACCGUACCGUACGUACCGUACCGUACUCGUACGGUACCGGUACCGGUAGGUGCUGGUGCCAUACGGUAAGAAACAUAGAUUUUGUGUUUCCAGCAUCCUCUUCCAGCUAUUUUCUAUAUUACCAUCGUUCAAGUCUAAUUACCAACACGCAGACGCCGCCUUCCCUUCGCUCUUUGUGAUCACAUAGGAGAUGCUGUGGUUGAAUCCAACGGCCUGCAACCGCGCUCUAAGCUCCCACAAUUGCAGCAAAUCCUCUUCCGAGCUGACUGGAUGCAGAUAAUUCCGUAGCAAGGACAAGCCGCCAAUAAAACCAUGACGGCCGCUUUUAACAUUCGCCUCUCUAGAGCCCUGGCCUUUUGGAUUUUUAUCAUUGGUGUAGCCAAAGGCGAACAAACCCAGAAGACACCUCUCACGGACGACAAUAUUGGUUUGGCGGUGGACGAAUGGUUUUCCAACCGAGAGGGUGCCAAGUCCAAGUAUGGAGCCAUCGAAAGCUGGGACACAUCACAAGUGACAGAUAUGCAAAAAUUAUUUCAGGACAAAUCAGAGUUUAACGACGACAUUUCCAAGUGGAAUACAAGUUCUGUCACCAGCAUGGCCUAUCUCUUCAAUGGAGCUACCUCUUUCAACCAAGACCUGGAUUUGUGGGAUACCCGCAAGGUCAAACACAUGGACGCAAUUUUCAACUUUGCAACAUCGUUUAAUGGGAAUAUUUCUACCUGGUUAACCGAGUCCUUGCGAAGCAUGGAUUAUGCCUUUAGCCAUGCAACAGCUUUUAACAGUGAUAUUUCCUCCUGGCAAACGGCCAAUGUCAAGUACAUGGCCCUUGCAUUUUGGAAUGCAACCUCCUUCUCUCAUGAUUUGUCCAACUGGACCAUUGCAAAUGUGAAGGAUAUGGGCGGAAUGUUCUACAACGCCAGUGCUUUUAAUCACGCACUGUGCUGGGAAGGUCUAGUGGAGCACAGCCACGUUUCCAAGCUCUUUUGUGGCAGUCAAGGCACACUUGAUCCCAAGUGUGUUGACACGGAACUAUUGGCAGUGGUAAAUGAACAAUGUCCAAAGGAGAAAAAGGAAGAAACUCCCGACACUGCCGGUAGCCAGGUUGCCACUGCAACACCCACCAAACCGCAAGCCGUGGAUAAGGGUGAUGAGACGAUGACCAGUUCUGAAUCUACCGCUGGCAACACCACUCAGCCUUCCGAAGCUCCGAAGAGUGAAGACUCUAACCACGAUGUCCCUGCUGGAUCUUCUGUGGAAACCAUAAUUUCAACACCACAGCAAACAACCACAGAAGCUUCCGAAUCUGGCAGCGAGGACAGCAGUACCAAAGAAGUCGACACCCCUUCAGUUUCUGCUGUUCACAGCACCACUUCCCAGUCGAGCAAAAAGACUGAUAUCUUGUUUUAUCUUGCCUUUGCCUUCGUCGCUGCGUGCCUGCUUUUUGUGACCUUUUCCUUUUUUAUUGUCAUGUACAAGCGUCGACAAGUAAAGGAAAGCUAUGCACAAAGACGGGUUCACAACCACGACGACGCAGCAACGUUUCGUGGUGAAGAUUCCCUCAAUUCCUUGGAUCUGUCAGUUGUGUAGUUGGUUGCCGUUGGAUGACCUUGGAGGGACUCGUACCAUGUUGUUUCCUUGAAUCGCAUUUUGAGGGGGGGAGGGGGGCGCCCCAGAACAACCAAUUGCACCCAACGUUGAGUCGAAUCAUUGAGCGACAAUUAUCAGCUUCCUCAUCAUGGUAAAGGCUGUAUUUCUCCAAAGCAACAACUAGCAAGAGGAGCUCGUGGGCAACAUGAGAACAUGAGAUUGGUAAGGAAGAGCAUCAAAUCUUGCUACUAGCGGGGAACCAAUCGAGUAUCUGUUGUGUUGUCUUGCAAGCAUAGAGAGUUCAUAACCAACUGUACGACUGUAGAAAUUUCCAAUUAUCAG
Messenger RNA from Seminavis robusta, 2355 nucleotides. The record is from the annotation of a GenBank genome assembly. Lineage: Eukaryota; Bacillariophyta; Bacillariophyceae; Naviculales; Naviculaceae.